CUCUGUGUCUCUACUCGCUCUUUCUUCAGCCAUGGCGCUCUCUUCUUCAAUCUCCUCUUCCCUCUGUAAGCUCUCUUCGCAAAAUGCACUCUCUCCCGAUUCCAAUUCGAAUAAGAUCUUCAAUUCUCGAUGCGGGCCUUUCUCUUCUCUCAACCAAUUACCGAUCUGCAAAAUGGGUUAUGUUUGUCAGUGGGGGAGAAGAAAGUCAUCAAAUAUGCCACUCAUCUCUGCUUCAGUUAUGGAUGUUUCAUUGGACAAGUCCAUGGAAAAAGUUCAGCUUCCCAAAGGUGACAAUUGGUCUGUCCAUAAGUUUGGUGGCACCUGUGUGGGAACCUCUGAAAGGAUCAAGAAUGUUGCAGAGAUAAUUGUUAAAGAUGAUUCGGAAAGGAAGUUAGUGGUUGUGUCUGCAAUGUCAAAGGUGACAGAUAUGAUGUAUGACCUCAUCUACAAAGCACAAUCACGAGAUGACUCCUAUAUAUCUGCAGUGGAUGCUGUUUUAGAAAAGCACAGAUUAACAGCACUUGAUCUGCUUGAUGGGGAUGAUCUUGCUAGUUUCUUAUCACGGUUGCACCAUGACAUCAAUGAAAUCAAAGAGAUGCUUCGGGCAAUAUAUAUAGCUGGUCAUGCAUCAGAGCUCUUUUCAGAUAUUAUCGUAGGACAUGGAGAGCUAUGGUCUGCCCAGAUGUUAUCAUCUGUUGUCAGAAAGAAAGGCAUUGAUUGCAAAUGGAUGGAUACAAGGGAUGUCCUUAUUGUAAACCCUACUAGUGCUAAUCAAGUUGAUCCUGAUUUUGUAGAAUCUGAAAUGAGACUUGAGAAAUGGUUCUUCCAAAACCCAUCUAAGACAAUCGUUGCUACUGGUUUCAUAGCUAGUACACCUCAAAAUAUUCCUACAACUUUAAAGAGAGAUGGAAGUGAUUUCUCUGCAGCUAUAAUGGGCGCUUUAUUCAGGGCUCGUCAGGUCACAAUUUGGACAGAUGUUGAUGGUGUGUACAGUGCAGACCCCAGAAAAGUUGCUGAGGCCGUGAUACUGAAUCAACUGUCUUACCAAGAGGCCUGGGAAAUGUCAUAUUUUGGAGCAAAUGUGCUGCAUCCCCGCACCAUCAUUCCAGUGAUGCAAUAUGGCAUUCCAAUUGUAAUAAGGAAUAUUUUCAAUCUCUCUGCACCUGGAACAAUGAUUUGUCGGCCUUCUGUUGAUGAAAAUGAAGGUAACCAGCGUUUGGAGUCUCCUGUGAAAGGGUUUGCAACAAUUGACAAUGUGGCACUCAUAAAUGUUGAAGGAACUGGAAUGGCUGGUGUUCCUGGUACAGCUAGUGCCAUUUUUUCUGCUGUGAAAGAUGUGGGAGCUAAUGUUAUUAUGAUAUCACAGGCUAGUAGUGAGCAUUCUGUGUGUUUUGCUGUUCCCGAGAAGGAAGUAGAAGCUGUUGCUGAAGCUUUACAAUCUAGAUUCCGUCAGGCUUUGGAUGCUGGUCGUCUUUCUCAGGUUGCGGUGGUACCAAACUGUAGCAUCUUGGCCACGGUUGGCCAGAGAAUGGCGAGUACACCUGGAGUCAGUGCCAGUCUUUUCAGUGCACUGGCUAAAGCUAAUAUUAACAUCCGUGCCAUAGCUCAAGGUUGCUCUGAGUAUAAUAUAACUGUAGUUGUCAAGCGAGAAGAUUGUAUAAGGGCCCUAAAAGCUGUCCACUCAAGGUUUUAUCUCUCAAGAACCACAAUAGCAAUGGGCAUUAUUGGACCUGGAUUGAUCGGUGGCACAUUACUUGACCAGCUCAGGGAUCAGGCAGCUGUCCUUAAGGAAGACUUUAACAUUGAUUUGCGUGUGAUGGGAAUUACAGGCUCAAGGACAAUGCUUUUGAGUGAUUCGGGAAUUGACUUAUCAAGAUGGAGAGAACUUAUAAAGGAGAAAGGAGAAGUGGGUGACAUGCAUAAAUUCGUUAACCAUGUGCAUGGGAACCAUUUUAUCCCAAAUACUGCAUUGGUGGAUUGUACAGCAGACUCUAAUGUUGCUAGCCAUUACCAUGAAUGGUUGCGAAAAGGGAUUCAUGUAAUCACCCCAAACAAAAAAGCAAAUUCCGGUCCACUUGAUCAGUAUUUGAAGUUGAGGGCUCUUCAGAGGCAAUCGUAUACACAUUACUUCUAUGAAGCUACUGUCGGGGCCGGCCUCCCAAUCAUUAGCACCUUACGAGGUCUCCUUGAAACUGGAGACAAAAUAUUGCGCAUUGAAGGCAUUUUCAGUGGGACUUUGAGCUAUAUCUUCAACAACUUUAAGGGCACACGAAGAUUCAGUGAGGUGGUGAUGGAGGCCAAACAGGCUGGUUAUACCGAGCCAGAUCCAAGGGAUGAUCUAUCUGGAACAGAUGUUGCCAGAAAGGUGAUAAUUCUUGCUAGAGAAUCUGGUCUAAAACUGGAACUUGCGGAUACUCCUGUUCAAAGUCUCGUGCCAGAACCAUUAAGAGCUACUGCAUCAGCCGAUGAAUUUAUGGAGCAGUUGCCACAAUACGACGAAGACUUGGCUAAGCAACUACAAGAUGCUGAGGAUGCAGGGGAAGUCCUGAGAUACGUAGGGGUGGUGGAUGUGGUUAACAAAAAGGGGCUCGUGGAGCUGCGAAAAUACAAGAACGACCACCCCUUUGCCCAGCUUUCCGGGUCUGAUAACAUCAUUGCUUUCACAACUGCAAGGUACAAGAACCAGCCUCUUAUAGCGGGGCCUGGUGCUGGCGCCCAAGUAACCGCCGGCGGUAUAUUCAGCGACGUAUUGCGCCUUGCCUCCUACCUUGGUGCCCCAUCAUAAUUGUAUCAGUUUCUCUGGCCAUGAACCAGCUUGUAGCAUUCGAUUUUGACCCCCAGGCUCCAUUCCUCUGGUUUUUUCUCGAUUCGGGCCUGUAGGUAGGUGGCAUUUUCAUUUUCUGCUUUUAUUUUCAUUAGUAUUAUUAGUUUUGUUUUAGGUUGAGCUUGUGGUACUGGCAUUUGAGCUGUCGUAUAUUGCAGUUUGUGCCUUUAAACUGCAUAACAAGUAGUGUAGAGACUCAUCUCAGGGAUUAUUGAACCUAAUAAUGUGGCAACUUGUUCAUCUUUCUAUUUCCUUUUCCUUUGUUUCGAGAAAUAUAUUAAUGAGUUUUGAUGAAACUCUUUCUUUUUC
Molecule: messenger RNA, 3133 nt
Organism: Vitis riparia (riverbank grape)
Lineage: Eukaryota; Viridiplantae; Streptophyta; Magnoliopsida; Vitales; Vitaceae
Product: bifunctional aspartokinase/homoserine dehydrogenase 1, chloroplastic-like
Biological process (GO): L-homoserine biosynthetic process; aspartate family amino acid biosynthetic process
Molecular function (GO): NADP binding; homoserine dehydrogenase activity; aspartate kinase activity
Source: RefSeq, a predicted model, not a curated record